Moneuplotes crassus is the source of this 1209-nucleotide messenger RNA. Lineage: Eukaryota; Ciliophora; Spirotrichea; Euplotida; Euplotidae. The record is from the annotation of a GenBank genome assembly.
AUCAAAACUACAAUGGCUAGAUCUGGUAGCAUUGACUUAUACAACCUCUCGAUUGAAGAUACCUACAUCACUGAGGAAAUGGCUUCUUAUAUAGACAAAGAAGAUUAUAAGUACUACUACGUUGACCCGAAAGUUAAGGCACCAGAGAUGAUGCAGUACUAUACCCCUCCUGAGAGCAUAAUCAGGAUCCAGCACAGUAAGAAGAUCGUUGAAAGACUGAUCUUCCCUGAAGAAGGUCCUUAUUCAGAGAAAGAAGAGGAGAAAUAUGAAGAAUUCUUUGAUUAUCUUGAAGAAAUAGAUGAAACUCUUCCAGAAUCGAUGACUAAGAGAAGAACAAUGAGGUUUCUUGUAGGGAAUCAUUUUAAAAUUAAGAACACCUACAAAAAUAUCCUCAAGACUCUUGAAUGGAGAAAUGGAAUCAGACCACUAAUCGUCUCUGAUGAUAUGAAGCUUCUCCUCGAUCACGGAUAUAUGUAUCUUCAUGGCAGAGAUCGUCACUUCAGACCAAUUUGUUGCUCUAACACCAAAAUGUUAACCGAACUCGACUUUGAUCUUGACGAGUGAGUGAAAGUAGGAUGGUUUUUAUGUUUCUAUAUCAUCGACCAGCUCCUAGUCAGAGAAAAAGUCGAAAAUUGGAUAUUCAUAUCUGAUCUUGGAGGGCUCUCUUUGAGGAAAAUCCCGACGAAACAUCUUAAAAAGUUCAUGAUGGAAGCUCAAGAAUAUCAAAAGUGCAGAAUUCGUAAAUUUUAUUUCUUCAAUACAACUUUUGGUUUAAGAGCUAUUUAUGCUCUUGUCUCUCCUUUCCUUGACAAGGUGACUAAGGAUAAGACUCAAUUAAAGAAGGAAGCUUAUAAUGAUGAACUACUUGAGUUUGCUCAUCCUUCUCAGAUAGAAGAAAAAUAUGGAGGAGAGGCAGAAAACUUGACCGAAUGGUGGCCUCCAAGAUGUCCUUCUGAAGAAUAUGAUGUUGACCCAGCUCAUUUAGAUAUCCCAAAGAAAACUGAGAAGCGGUCUAAAAAGUCUAAGAAAAAUGCUGAAAAACAGGAGAAAUCUGCUAAAGGAUCUAGCCCUCAUAAACCAGUCGAAGCUAAUGAUGUCGUAUUUGAGACUGUUGAGGCUCCUCAGGAACAACCUAUGGAAGAAGAAAGAGUGAAAAGACCUGCUCCAAGAGCUACUAAGGACAAGAAUUGUGCAUGUACAAUUUUUUAA